Messenger RNA from Panicum hallii, 1093 nucleotides. RefSeq lists its product as uncharacterized. The transcript has 5 exons. Bases 64 to 954 code for a protein of 296 amino acids. NCBI's taxonomy places the organism in Eukaryota, Viridiplantae, Streptophyta, Magnoliopsida, Poales, Poaceae. The record is from RefSeq and is a predicted model, not a curated record.
UUCCAUCCGUGAGCUUGUUACACAUCGGAGGCAUGUAUCCUUGCAAGGCCGUUCUUCCAUCGCAUGCUAUCCUUUCCUUGUGAACCGAACGUUCUUCUAUGGCAUCGCCGGCUCGCCGGAAUUCCAAAACCUGCUCGGUCACGUAUAAGACGUCUGCAACCCAUCCAUCCAUUCCACAUUCAGACCUGUGAUUUUGACCCCAUGGACUCGACCCUGCCGCGUCUUCUUCCUCCUCUCCCGUCGCUUCAUCACCAGCGCCGUGCGUACCGUCCGAAGAUCAUCCCAGGAGAUCACGAUGGCCCCGGCGGCGGUGGCAGAUCGAUGCCGGCGCGUGUCAGGACGACGGGCAGAGGAGGACGAAACGCCGGCAAGUUCCGCGCGAAAGGGCUGUUCGGCGCCGGCGGAGGCGGCGACGGGCUCCGGGCCGUGAUGAGGAUGGUGAAGCUGAACUCGGCCAUCCAGAACCGGAGCGUCAGGGAGCUGCUCGAGCUCGUCGGCGACGAGUGCCUCUACUUCCUCGGCAACCUCCGGUCCGUUGACGUUUCCCAGCUGGGCAAGGACAUGUUCCUGCUUCUCCACGCGCUGUUGGUCCGGCACCACGUGUCGCUCGUGCUCAAGCCGUCGCCGGACGAAGCGGGCUUCGACCUGGGCAUCAAAUGGUCUCUAGAGUGGAAGGGGCAGAAGCUGCCCUGGGACCUAGACUGCAACAUCUCCACCACGCACGUCUACAGGGGCCUCCUGCUCAUCAGCCAAGUUAACAAGACCUGCGUGCCACUCCUCCAGAGGAUUCUUGGGAUCAUCCAGCAGAAUUUGGACGCUGUAAUUUUGACUAUUGUCAACAAGGUCCUGCCUGAAGGUACCCUUGACGAGAAGAAGACCAGCACCAUCAUUUUCUGCGUCAUCAUUAGUCUGGUGGUCAUGAUCCUGUUCUACGCCUUGUUCAAGAACUUGUAGGUUCAGGAGAGCAAGGCACGAUUAUCCACUAUUGUACAGUUACCAAAACCUUCUUGUAAAUCAUCAGCACAUCAAGCAGAAACAGAAACACCAAAUUCUGGACAUGGCCAACCAUAAUGCAGCACAUGUUGGAUGCAAA